Molecule: messenger RNA, 3641 nt
Organism: Dromaius novaehollandiae (emu)
Lineage: Eukaryota; Metazoa; Chordata; Aves; Casuariiformes; Dromaiidae
Gene: LOXL1
Product: lysyl oxidase like 1
Exons: 7
Coding region: 531-2261 (576 amino acids)
Biological process (GO): peptidyl-lysine oxidation; collagen fibril organization
Molecular function (GO): protein-lysine 6-oxidase activity; copper ion binding
Source: RefSeq, a predicted model, not a curated record
GCCGCGUGGGCGCACGCUCGGCGCCGCCGGAUUCGUGCCGCCGGUGAGAGGAAGCCGGUGGUCUCUAGGACCCAGCGGAGGGGAGGCGCACGAGCUGUCCCGAAACCCUCCAAACUUUUUCGCAGCCUCUUGCUUUUUCAUUCAGCUCGGGAGCGGAUCCGUCCAGCUCGGAGCGCGCGAGGGAGCGAGCCAGCGCCAGGGAGCGGGAGGAAGGGACAUCCCAGCCCGGGACGGUGCCGCGAUGUGAAAGCCCCCCCCGCUCCUGGAGACGUCCGGCGAGCCCUUCGCAGGAUCCACGCGGGGAUCCUUCUCCUGCUCCCGAAUCUCCCCCGCGGGCCGGCACCGGGGCCGCCCCCCAUGCAGCCGGCCGGAGCGCCGGGCCGGGCCGCGCCGGCCGGGAAUGGGCAGCGCUAGAGCUCCGGGCCUGGGGAAGCGGCCGCGCAGGGAGGAAGCGUUCUCCGGCGGGCAGCGGGCCGGGCCGCCUCUCCGGUCGCUCCUGGGCGCCGCGAGCCGCUAGCGGAGCGGCGACGAUGGAGCGCGGCUUCUGGGGGCUGUGGGCCGCGCUGGGCUGCGGGCUGGCGCUGCUGGCGCGGGGGCAGCGGGCGCCGGGCGCCGGCGAGCCCUGGCGCCAGCUCAUCCAGUGGGAGAACAACGGCCGCGUCUACAGCCUGCUCAACACGGGCUCCGAGUACGUGCCCGCCGGGCACGAGCGGCCCGAGCCGGGCCCCCGCGUCCUGCUGGCCGAUGCGGCCCCCCGCCCCGCGGGCCGCCCGCCGGGCAACGUGCGCCGCCAGGCGCCCGCCCUGCCCCUCCGCCCCGGCUCCGACACCGUGCGCGGGCAGACGCGCCACCCUUUCGGCUUCGGGCAGGUGCCCGACAACUGGCGCGACGGCCCCGUGGGCGACAGCACCAGCUCGCAGCGUGCCCGCCCACCCGCCGGCCGGCAGCGCCAGGCUUCCUCCUCCUCCUCCUCCUCCUCCUCCUCCUCCUCCUCGGCGGCGGCGUCCUUCGCCUACUCCUUCGGCCAGCCGCCGUACGCGCAGGUGCCCUUCCAGCAGCCGCCCUUCGUCAGCCAGUACGAGAGCUACGAAGCGCCGCGCGCCUACGACGAGGCCUACGCCUACUACCGGGGCCCCGGCGGGGCGGCCGUGGCCUCGGCGGCGGCCGGCGCCGCCGUGCUCUACCCCUUCCAGCCCCGCGGCCGCUAUGAGGAGUACGGCGAGGAGCAGAGCCCCUACCGGGCCCAAGGCUACUACCCGGCCCCGGAGAGGCCCUACGUGCCGGCGGCGCCCCAGCCCCCGGAUGGCCUCGACCGCCGCUACUCGCACAGCCUCUACCACGACGGCGGCGAGCAGGCCUUCCCGGCCGCCGCCAGCCAGGGCGGCCCUGUCGCGGACGGCACCGACCCGCGGCCCGGCCAGCUCCCGGCCUACGGCGCGGCCGAGCCCUACGUGCCGCCGCGCGGCGUGGAGCCGCAGCCGCCCUUCCGGCCGCUGGACCCCUACGGGGCCGCGCGCCCCGAGCCCUUCCUGCCGGCCAGGAGCCCCGAGGUGCCGCAAGCGCUGCCCGACAGCCAGGCCGCCGGCCAGGCCCGCCUCAGCGUGGGCAGCGUCUACAGGCCCAGCCCGAACGGACGGGGCCUCCCUGACUUGGUGCCGGAUCCGAACUAUGUCCAGGCCUCCACCUACGUCCAGAGAGCUCACCUCUACUCCCUGCGCUGCGCCGCGGAGGAGAAGUGCCUGGCCAGCACUGCCUACACUGCCGAGGCCACUGACUACGACGUGCGGGUGCUGCUGCGGUUCCCGCAGCGGGUGAAGAACCAGGGCACGGCGGACUUUCUGCCCAGCCGUCCCCGGCACAGCUGGGAAUGGCACAGCUGUCACCAGCACUACCACAGCAUGGACGAGUUCAGCCACUACGACCUCCUGGACUCCACCACGGGGAGGAAGGUGGCCGAGGGCCACAAGGCCAGCUUCUGCCUGGAGGACACCACCUGCGACUUCGGGAACCUGAAGCGCUACGCCUGCACGUCGCACACCCAGGGCUUGAGUCCGGGUUGCUACGACACCUACAACGCCGACAUCGACUGCCAGUGGAUCGACAUAACAGACGUGCAGCCGGGGAAUUAUGUCCUAAAGGUCCAAGUGAACCCCAAAUACAUCGUCCUGGAGUCUGACUUCACCAACAACGUGGUGAGAUGCAAUAUCCACUACACCGGCCGCUAUGUUGCCACGACAAACUGCAAAAUUUCCCAAUCUUGAUCUGAGCAGGGCUGGAGGGAAGCCAUCUGCCCCAGCCUCCCAAGCUCUGCUCUGCUCUCGAGAAAGCAUGUGAGAUGGCCUCCUCCUCAACACAAGGGGCCGCGGGGCCCAUCAGCUGGUCCUCCAGCCUGCAGCUCCUCGAGACCAAAACCAGAAACCACCAAAAAGUCAUCGCUUAAUGUCGAAACGAGUGAAAUGAGAGUGACUAUUUUAAAUAUUUUUAUACUUUACUUUUCUUUAAUCUUUGUUGUUUUUGUUGUUUUCCAUUGCCUCAUGGAAGCUGAUGAUAAAUUUUAGCUGGAAUAAAGGAAGGGUUGUUAUCUGGCAAGCUGGGCCGGUAUGCUGUAGAUCACGUUUAGCAGUAGAGCGCUCUGUAGUCUAAACCAUGCCCUUCUGCAUUUCUUGGGGAAGGGGAGGUCUCUAGCAAUGCUCUAAACCCCAAACCACCUCCUCGAGGUAAGAAAACAGCUGUGAUCUGGGGGUGCUUCACUGUCAGAGCCAAAUCCUUGUCUUCUGCUGGAGGUUGGGAAACUCCUGUGGCCGUUCCAGGGUGCUUGGCCCAAACAGAGCAUCUGCACUUGGUGACUGCAGCAUCACAUUACGGUUAUUAUUGUACUUUCAGAGCAGCCACAGCCAAGACCUCAAUGAGCAGGCGCUUUCUGGAAACACCACAGAGCCAACCCCCAUCCCCAGAAGUCACCCCAAAGCAAGGUGCUGUCUCUGCUAGCCAGAGCUUUCCCCUGCUCGGGGCUGUCUCUGGCCCGCAGUGGUGCUAGUGUAGUUAAGAGCCGAAGCUGCCGGGUGAUUUAAUAUAUAUUCAGUCACCUGGGAAUCUGGUCAGCUUAACAGGGGUUUGCCCCUUCUGUUCUGUUUUUAAAAUUGGGGAAGGGUUUCUGAGCCCUUCACGUGACUGGAAAUCUGUUUUAUUAUUAUUAUUUUCACAAGCUUUAAAACCUGAAAUCAUUAAAACACGUUGCUUUUGACGGUUUGUUUUUUACCUGAGGCAAAGCCUUUCCGGGCAGCGUCCUGACCCCCAGCACCAGCUCUGUGGGGCAUUAAGGGCUUGAGACACGGAAAUGCAAUGCAAGCGAGAGCCGAAGUGCCCAGCAAGGUCCCGCUACCUCCCCUGGGACAAGGGAUGUAGGGACAGGGCUAAGAUGGACGAGUAAUUGACAGGGAGGGUGAACCUGGUGUUAGCACCCACACAGUACUGGCAGGGGCUUCCAGGCUUUGGCUCACGAGGGCCGAGGGUCGUGGCAGGGUGGUCCUGGAAAGACCCACCCAUGAUGCCUGAUGGGUGUCCUGCUGCUUACGGGUGACACAGUGCCUUUUUCUUCCAUGAGCUGACAACUGAAAUAAAAUCCUUUUCCCAUGCGAUAA